This is a messenger RNA of Prionailurus viverrinus (fishing cat), 2134 nucleotides long. It is a transcript of the gene KLHL35, whose product is annotated as kelch like family member 35. The transcript has 7 exons. The record is from RefSeq and is a predicted model, not a curated record. Lineage: Eukaryota; Metazoa; Chordata; Mammalia; Carnivora; Felidae. Bases 93 to 1853 code for a protein of 586 amino acids. Gene Ontology annotation, molecular function: protein binding.
ACAUUGGAGCCGGGACUGCCAGGGGUGCGGCAGCAGGACAGAGAGGAGUGGUCAGUGCCAGCGCAGCAGCCACAGAGCACCUGGGUGAGGGCAUGGCCAGGAUGCUGGAGGGCCCGGUGCCGGAGGAGUCGGAGCACAGGUCCCAAGGGCCGUGCGCUGGGUCUUGCCACGCGCAGCGCCUUCUGCAGACCCUCAAUGCGUACCGACUGAGUGGCACCUUCACCGACGUGGUGCUGCGCGCCGGUGGCCGAGACUUCCCGUGCCACCGCGCGGCACUCAGCGCGGGCAGCGCCUACUUCCGCAGCCUGUUCGCCGCGGGGCGGCCGGAGCGCGGCCUGGCCGUAGUGCCCGUGGCGCCCGUGGCCUCGGAAGCGCCGGGCGCGGGGCCGGGCGUGGCGGCGGCGGCUCUGGCCGUGGUGCUUGACUACGUGUACGGGGCGGGCGUGCGGCUGCGCGCUGAGGACGAGGCGGCCGCCGUGCUGGCGCUCGCCGAGCGGCUGGGCGUGGCGGGCCUGCGCGAGGCCUGCGCCAGCUUCCUCGAGGGUCGCCUGCGCGCCGCCAACAGCCUGGCGCUGCGUCGCGUGGCCGCCGCCUUCUCGCUCGCCUCGCUGGCCGAGCGCUGCGGCCGCGUGCUGCGCCAGGCCUUCGUCGAGGUGGCGCGCCACGCCGACUUCCUGGAGCUGGCGCCCGACGAGGUGGCGGCGCUGCUGGCCGACCCGGCGCUGGGCGUGGCACGCGAGGAGGCCGUGUUCGAGGCGGCCAUGCGCUGGGUGCGCCACGACGCGCCGGCCCGCCGCGGGCAGCUGCGGCGCCUGCUGGAGCACGUGCGGCUGCCCCUGCUGGCGCCUGCCUACUUCCUGGAGAAGGUGGAGGCCGACGAGCUGCUGCAGGCCAACCGCGAGUGCCGCCCGCUGCUGCUCGAGGCCCGCGCCUGCUUCAUCCUCGGCCCCGAAGCUGGUGCGCUGCGGGCCCGGCCGCGGAGAUUCAUGGACCUAGCUGAAGUGAUCGUGGUCAUCGGCGGUUGUGACCGCAAGGGGCUCCUGAAGCUGCCCUUCACUGAUGCCUACCAUCCAGAGAGCCGGCGCUGGACCCCACUGCCCAGCCUCCCAGGAUACAUGCGCUCAGAGUUCGCCGCCUGUGCUCUGCGCAAUGACAUCUAUGUUUCCGGAGGCCACAUCAACAGCCAUGACGUUUGGAUGUUUAGCUCCCCUCUGCACACCUGGAUCAAGGUGGCCUCGCUGCUCAAGGGCAGGUGGAGACAUAAGAUGGCAGUCAUGCAGGGGCAGCUGUUCGCGGUGGGCGGCUUUGAUGGCCUUCGGCGCCUGCGCAGCGUAGAACGCUAUGACCCCUUCUCCAACACCUGGGUGGCAGCAACACCUCUCCCAGAGGCUGUGAGCUCAGCUGCAGUGGUGGCCUGCGCCGGCAGGAUCUACGUAAUCGGGGGCGCCGGGCAGGACGGUGUCAGCAUCAACAAGGUACAGUGCUUUGACCCUGAGGAGGACCGGUGGAGCCUGCGAUCACCGGCACCCUUCUCACAGUGCUGUCUCGAGGCUGUCUCCCUUGAGGGCACCAUCUAUGUGGUUGGAGGCCUCAUGAGCAAAAUCUUCACUUAUGACCCUGGCACAGAUGUCUGGGGGGAGGCAGCUGUCCUCCCCAGCCCUGUGGAGAGCUGUGGCUUGACUGCGUGUGAUGGGAAGGUCCACAUCCUUGGUGGGCGGGAUGAUCUUGGGGAGAGCACCGACAAGGUCUUCACCUUUGAUCCCAGCAGUGGGCAGGUGGAGGCCCAGCCAUCCCUACAGCGCUGUACCAGCUCCCAUGGUUGCAUCACCAUCAUUCAGAGCCUGAGCAGGUGACACAGACUUGAACAGCCUGAGCCAGGAAACAGAGAAAGGAAGGAGAACUUGGGUUCACCACUGCUCCCCUCAUGGCUCCUCCAUGUAAAUAGCCCCUUAACUUAUUGCUGCCCUCCCUUCUCAUAGAAAUAAAACCUUCAAAGGUUGGGUCUGUGUUCCAGCUCAAGCCUUCUUUGCCUGGAGAAGUAAUGCCCAACAUCUACUCCCUGAAUUGACUCUUUACAAAGCACCUUCAUAUAUCCACCUUCAUGAUGGCAGUAUGGACAUAUUAAAAAAAAUUA